Amblyraja radiata (thorny skate) is the source of this 1648-nucleotide messenger RNA. Its product is annotated as ERV-BabFcenv provirus ancestral Env polyprotein-like. The record is from RefSeq and is a predicted model, not a curated record. The transcript has 2 exons. Bases 410 to 1648 code for a protein of 412 amino acids. NCBI's taxonomy places the organism in Eukaryota, Metazoa, Chordata, Chondrichthyes, Rajiformes, Rajidae.
GGGGUACCUCACCUACGAGUUAUGCAACCAAGCAAGUAACAUACUGGGUGAGCAAUAUUUUUCUCAGGGAACGUUGGAAUAUUGGCAAGAGAACCAGAUCAUUGAAGGAGUUAUCAGCCGCCAUCAGCCAACAGCAAACGACAUGGACAAACAUCAGAUUUGGGCGACAUCACCGCAUGAGCAUUGCAUUUACAGGUAAAGGAGUCCCAGAGGCCGCUACCUGAUGCUGACCAGUGCGAAAUAGUCCAACCAGGGGACUACGUACUUAUCAGAAAUUGGAACCGCAAGAAACUCGACCCCCGUUGGAACGGACCAUACCAGGUGCUGCUGACUACACCAACAGCAGUGAAGGUUGAAAACCAUCCACGUUGGAUACAUCUCUCCGACUGCAAAAAGAUUGGAUACAAGAAUGGCACGAGUGAUGUUCGCUCUACUGACGAUCCUAACCAUGGCCAGGGUAACAUGGACUAAUACUUAUCUGGCUAUGAGCCAUGAGUUUGCCGUACGGGCACAUGGGACUGAAUGUUGGGUAUGCACCGGUGUUCCGACUAGCAGUAAUGAAGGAUUUCCCCUGGUCCCCAUUCCAUUAAACCUUACCGAGAGACUAGCGAUGAGGUGCUUUAGUAACUCUGCUAAAAAAUCGUCAUGCCUAAAAAUCAUACGGAUAACAAAUACCAAAAACGAAACAAUAAACAUCACCUAUGGAGGCCCGACAUACAAUGAUUUUGAAGGAUGGUACACCCCUCCCUUCAAAGGAGAUUGGAAAUUGAACGUGACAAAUGCAGCAGAUAUACCCCGACUACAGAUAGUAAAAGAUCCGCACAGGCCAGUUAAUACUACCUGUUUUUGCCACCACCAAGGCACAGGUGUAUUCUUGGGAAACAGUACUUGUAUGUCAACUCAGGCAGCCACCAUUAUCGGCCCACCCCGACCAGUUAAUGGUACAUAUUUUGUAUGUGGAUCCUGGGCCUACCCAUGGUUACCAGGAAUGUCACCGGCUGACGAGGCAGCUUGGGAACGACUAAAAGGACCCCAUCACUGGACAGGGUGUUGUUAUGUUGCAUAUGUGGUCCCACGUAUGAGAAGCAUGAGCCAGUUGCACCAGCACACGGGGAUUUCCAAGCGAAGCCUAACAAAGGCUGAGCAAUUUUUUAUGAUACUCUUCCUGUCCUUUGGUAGUAUAAUAGUGUCACGGGAACUAAUUACAAUGGCCUCCGCUUUAGAGACACUUGCUAAUGCCACUGCCAUCUCCUUAAGUGCAACCCAGGAGGAGGUAGAAGGGGUAACAGCUGAAAUGGUAGCUAUUAGGACCGUAGUAUUACAAAAUAGAAUGGCCUUAGAUUUUAUCCUGGCAGAAAAGGGAGGGACAUGUGCAAUAAUAGAUCGAGAAUGUUGCACUUUUAUUCCCGAUGCUUCCUCCAACAUUACCAACUUGGCUGCCCAUAUCAGAAUGGAAAUAGCUAAAAUAAGGAAGGUAGGAGCUGAAUUACAUGGUUAUAGCUCCGGUGGAGGUUGGUGGCCAUUUAAUAUGUUUGGAGGGACUUGGGGAAUGAUUGUCCACUAUGGAUUGAUUGUAUUACUAGUUGUACUCGUAAUUUGUCUAAUGCGAUGCUUAUGGUCUUUUGUAUGUAUUAGGCAAGGACUGUAG